Messenger RNA from Penicillium antarcticum, 546 nucleotides. RefSeq lists its product as uncharacterized. The transcript is spliced from 2 exons. The record is from RefSeq and is a predicted model, not a curated record. The coding region runs from base 1 to 546 and encodes 181 amino acids. NCBI's taxonomy places the organism in Eukaryota, Fungi, Ascomycota, Eurotiomycetes, Eurotiales, Aspergillaceae.
AUGGCUGCAGACGGGUUUCCCAACUAUGUGGCCUAUAAACGAAUGGCUGCCUGGAGCGAGCCCUAUCGAGACCUGGUCCCGCGCAUCCGCGAGUUUAUGGUGCAGCUACAGAAAUCGGAGAAUCAGACGGAGCUCAACCGUGUCGCCUACAUACUAGCGCACAAGGACUUGCAUUUUGCAAACAUCAUGUGCGAUCCGGACCGGCCUGGGUGUCCGAUCACCGCGGUUCUGGACUGGGAGUUCAGUGGUGUUGUUCCGGGCCCGCGAUGGAACCCUCGGCGGGCGUUCCUGUGGAACAUGAAAUGGGACCCUGAAAACAAGGUUGAACAGACCCGCAUGGAGCAGUUGUUUGAGCAGAUCUGCCGCGAAAAGGGGGCGGCGCAUAUCCUGGAGCAGACACAGCUGAAUGCAAAGCAGGAGUUGAUGCAGACGGCCGUCAACCACAUCCGCGCUAUUGUUGAGGUGUGUCCACGCGGUCAGGCGCAGGACCGCGUGACCCACUGGUGUGCGGUGGCGGAGGCCGCAAUGGAGGGAUUCCGGGCGUGA